UAGCUGUAGUCGCUGUUGCCGUAUAAAAUGGAACCCUCAUAUGAUCACGAACAUCCACAUCAUCUGCUAACAAAUUACAAUGCUAAGAAAUAUCCUCACGUGUCCCGAACGCCGGAAUAUAGCCACUCGACCGUGGGCAGCGAUUAUCCGGAGCAUGGUGUCUAUCUGUCCGACGGAAGAUUGCUGCACGACAGCCCCAGCGAUGGCAUCUACCAUGUGAGGCAGGGCAGCGAGCACUCCUCGCCCAGCUUACACUCACCAGCCAUACAGAGCGCCGGCUACGACAAUGAGCACUCGAUGAACGAGGCGGCGCUCUCGGUGCACAGUCACAGCCACUCGCCGAUGGUGUCCAGUGCGUACAGUGUGGGCGGAAGCGCAUCCUCAUUGAUCAGCAGCAAUAUACCCCUGCUGGGCGGAGGCGGCAGCUCUGUGCUGAAUAAGUUCUUGUCGCAUCCGCAUGCCAGCAUGGUGGGGGCACAGGAUGAGUGCGGCGGUGCCUCGCAUUCGCCAAUUGAGCCGGCGUCCAUGUGGAGCUAUGAUUACAAGGGCGACAUAUGCGCGCCCAAUUGCGGCUAUCUGGACCGGCACAAGGCGAUGGCCAGCGAUUUGAAGUACAGACCAGGCGGUAACCAGUCAAAAAGUGCCAAAGAGUCGCGCAUCCGCCGGCCAAUGAACGCGUUCAUGGUGUGGGCUAAGAUCGAGCGCAAGAAGCUGGCCGACGAGAAUCCCGACCUGCAUAAUGCAGAUCUCAGCAAGAUGUUGGGCAAAAAGUGGCGCUCCUUGACGCCACAGGAUCGUCGACCGUAUGUGGAGGAGGCGGAGCGCCUGCGCGUCAUACACAUGACCGAGCACCCGAACUACAAGUACCGGCCCAGGCGGCGAAAGCAGUCCAAGCUGCGCACCCCGCAGCCGGGCAAGGAUCAGCAGCAGAGUGAGUUGGCCUCGCAAACAGGCGCAGCGGGGUCGUCCAAGACAACGCCCAAGCUAUCGACGCCGCCGCUGGCGACGGCCACAAGCGGCAGCUACAACACGCCCACCGAUGACAGCCGCAACUCGACGCCCCAUAACGUGGGUGGCUUGUACGAGCAGCCGCUAAAGCCAAGCUAUUCGCCCAGCUCCGUGGACUGCUACAGCAAUGCGGACAGCACGGAGCAGAUUGAAUCUCUGGCUGCCAGCUGCAAUGAAUCCUCUCCAGUCGCAACAAAUACCAGCUACGACAGCUCACUGCUGUUAAAGAAGCUAACAAAGCCGCCGACGCCGUCAAGUCGUGCCAGCAAGCAGCGCAACGAGAAGCACUCCAAGGCGGAAGAGAAGUCCAAGGCACAGCAGCAGCAGCAGCAGCAAUCAUCGAGCCUUUAUGCCUCAUAUCCACUGACCAGCUCCGUGGCUGUGGUUGCAGCCCGCGGCAUGUAUGUCACGUGCAACAAUCGCGGACUGCUGGAUCAUGGGCACUCCGUGAAGGGAACCUUCUAUCCGCCAGUGUCCAGCGCUGAUGAUGAUGCCAGCUGCAACUCUAUGCGAGGCAGCAAUUCCCUGCAGCAGCAGCAACAGCAGCAGCAGCACUGCAACACCAGCUCCAGCAUUUGCCCAACCAGCUCCAGUGCAUCGAACGUGAUGGCUGGCGUCAGCGAGCAGCUGAGCAGCUACACGGUGGCCAUGGCUGAGAGCACCAACGCGGGCAGCCUGCGGCUGAGCAUGAACGAGCUGGGCACCGUCUCCAAUGAUUAUCUGUCCGGCGUGAAUGCCAAUGCGUAUGGCAUGCAGUAUGAGGAUUUUCUGCGCUAUCAGACCAACGAGAUGGACUACGAUCAGCUCAAGGAGACAACGGACAAUGGUGCACAGAAAUGCGCCAAAUAUCCGGAUACCAAUCAGAACUAUGAUGAUUAUGAGGCGGAGGCCUAUAACAAUGCCAUGUUGCUGGCGGCGCCAGCACCGCCUAGUGGCACCAGCUACUACACCCAGUUGCCCUAUCCGCUGACCAGUAGCGCCUGCACGCCCAGCGGCCUGACCGCCUUUCCGCUACAGCUGGCGGUGCCGUUUCAGCAGGCCUCAGCGCCAGGUGGGGCAACUGCCUACGGACAGCCCAUGCAAAGCAGCUACCUGCACUAUGGCAGCUACUAUGAGGCCAAUGGAGCAGGAGCACAGCUGCUGCCACAGCAAACGCCAGCAGCGCCAUCAGCCGCGCAGACAGGCACGGGUCCUGCGGCAAUGGCCAUGCAGCAUCAUGCGCAUCCACAUGCCCAUCAUCAUCAUCAUCACUUUGCGGCCAAUGGUGCCGGCAGCUCUGCUCCGGGCAUGGUGGGUGUGGGCGUGGGCGUGGGCGUCGGCGAGAUGCUCUUCGAGCAGCAGCAGCAUCCGCAACAGCAGCAGCAGCUCCAGCGCAAGGAUGAUGAGAUUAGCAAUAUCCUGGCGGGUGUGCGCAAAACCUGCUACAGCAAUUGACGGACGCAAUUGCAUCUGGUUUGCCGCCUGAGUUUUUAAUACUUGCGCGCUGCUCCUGAAGUUUGUUAUAUUUGAAUGUAGAGUUUAGCGCUUGGUUUACGGUACGCAUAAGUAUUGCCUCCCGCUCCCCCGUUCUUUAUAAAGUGUACGAUAUUUAG
Messenger RNA from Drosophila novamexicana, 2600 nucleotides. It is a transcript of the gene Sox15, whose product is annotated as putative transcription factor SOX-15. Bases 28 to 2442 code for a protein of 804 amino acids. Gene Ontology annotation, biological process: anatomical structure morphogenesis; cell differentiation; regulation of DNA-templated transcription. The transcript has 3 exons. The record is from RefSeq and is a predicted model, not a curated record. NCBI's taxonomy places the organism in Eukaryota, Metazoa, Arthropoda, Insecta, Diptera, Drosophilidae. Gene Ontology annotation, molecular function: RNA polymerase II cis-regulatory region sequence-specific DNA binding; DNA-binding transcription factor activity, RNA polymerase II-specific.